Messenger RNA from Plenodomus lingam JN3, 234 nucleotides. RefSeq lists its product as uncharacterized. NCBI's taxonomy places the organism in Eukaryota, Fungi, Ascomycota, Dothideomycetes, Pleosporales, Leptosphaeriaceae. The record is from RefSeq and is a predicted model, not a curated record.
AUGCCUGCCAUGCUGUCAACGACUUUGAUUACGUCUCUCUAUCCGGUCAAGGUCCAUGUAACCACCGUCCACGUGCUGAGAUCUCGUCAGACCAGGUUGGGGGGGGGGAAGAGUCGAACCUGGGCUGCGUAUGCUCAACUCGGCACAACCUUUGGAUACUCUCACACCCCUUUCUCGGUGCGUCGCGGCAAGGACGAGAGAGAGAAUGGACAGAUCGAGCCGCCGCACCAAUAA